Molecule: messenger RNA, 1886 nt
Organism: Brassicogethes aeneus
Lineage: Eukaryota; Metazoa; Arthropoda; Insecta; Coleoptera; Nitidulidae
Source: the annotation of a GenBank genome assembly
CCCUGGUCUCCUUCGUCGGUAUUUGGUACCGGCAUUUUGUCUUAACUCUUUAAAAUGAAAUUUUUAUUAAAAAACACUUCCGUUUAAUUGAUUUUACACCUUAAAUUAACACUUUAUAUUUGACAACUAAACGUCAAAAGUUUGCACGUUUGACAGAUAAACAUAUGGGCCGCAUGCGCGAAUCGCGAUCACUUUUUGUAAUUGAAUAGGCGUAGGUGCUUUAAUUUAGAUUAGGGUUUAAUUAUUGCAAUUAAUUCGUGUUUAAAAUAUAUUUAGGCGAUUCAUUUUAAUUUACCAGUUUUUGGGUGGGUCAAUGAACCUUUGGUGAUAAUUUUGUUUGUAAAGCAAUUUAAGGAUAGUAAACAACCUUUAUACUCUGUGGCACAAUUCAUUGUGCUCUGUGGUAAACAAUACACAAAAGAUUUAUUUCUUUAUAAUCUGUGGUAAACAAUACACAAAAUCUUUAUUUCUUUGUAAUCUGUGCACAAAAUGGUGCUGGAAACAUCAAAAUCGGUGGUUGUUACUAAAUUUGGUGGAUAUGAAAGCAUACAGAUUAAAGAAUUUGACCUACCUUCGCUGGAAGGCACAAUAGAAGUCAAGGUAUCUUAUGGAGGACUUAAUUUCGCCGAUUUAUACACCAGACAAGGCCUAAUGAUGGACAAAAAACUGCCUUUCGUGCUAGGAAUGGAGUGUUCAGGCAUCAUAACCGCUAUUGGAGCGGAAAACACGGAUUUUAAGGUCGGUCAACAAGUGGUUUGCUACGAUCAUCAGGGCGGCAUGUUCAGGGAGAAAAUUAGAGUGCCACCUCGACACGUUUUUGCCGUACCCGACGAUCUAGAUGGCGAUGUUGCCGCUUCUUUGUUCGUCAAUUAUUUGACGGCGUAUUUUGCGGUGUUGCAGACCGGGAAUUUGAGGGAGAAUGAGCAGGUUUUGAUUAUGUCUUGCGCAGGUGGCUUAGGUUGGGCGGCUACGCAACUGUCAAAAACAGUGAAGGGGGUGAAAAUAAUUGGAACAGGUUCGGAUUUUAAGGCCAAAUUCGCCAUGGAAAAUGGGGUGGAUAUUUUUAUCGACAAAAAUAAUGUAGGGGAAUAUAAAUAUGAUUUGAUUUUGUGCACAGAAUCAGGCCCCAUUUUGGAAACCUUGCAAAACCUAUUAAACCCGUUGGGUAGAAUUGUUAUGUUGGGGGCUAAUAAUAUAAUUCAAAAUGAAAAUAAAUUAUCGACAUUAUCUCUGUUGAAAUUGUGGUGGACCACUAAAACAAUUUCACCUGAGAGUUUAAUAAUGAAUAAUAGGACUUGUUCUGGACUCCAUUUGGGGACUUUAAUGGAAUUGGAGCCCCAAAAAGUGGACUUGGCAUUAAAGAAAAUACUGGGAAUGCUAAAUGAUGGCAAAAUUAACCCUAGAAUUCACUGUACUUACCCGUUGGAAGAAAUUGUGAGUGCUACUAAAGACUUGGCUAAUAGAAAAAAUAUUGGAAAAGUAUUGUUAAAAUUUUAAUAAUAAUAAAAAACUUUUUAUAGCAAUGUUUUAUUUAUGUAUAAAUAGUUAAAAUAAUACUAUAUGUUAUACAACAAAUACAAAUAAUUAUAUUGGCCUUAAUAAAAAACAAUCCACUGUAUACAAAUAGGAAAAAAACACAUAAAAAUGCACAAUUUCGGAAUAUAAAGCAUAACACUUGGCUUGUUAAUAAAUGCAUUAAAAAUUAAAUGAAAAAAUAAAUAAUAUAAUGAAACAUAGUAACUUUUACAUAAUUCGUAGUUAAUAAAAUCACUAGAACGGGGUGAUAGUCCACAACUUCGUGUUGCAAUCCUGACCCACAGACACCAAGGUCGUAUUGUCAACCCACGACAAUCUAGUAAUUUGACUUUGAGCGUGCGCAUCUGUAA